GUUAGUUCAUCUGUCAUCGGUUUGUGUGUCACUCGAAGUUUUGUGUAUUUUCUUGUUUUCAGUGCUUUUUUCCAUCAAAAAUCCACAAAAUAGUUAUGACAACAUCAAAAUCACCCUAAAGAAACCCUACAAUUGAGACUGAAGAAUUUUAAUAUAUUUUCGAUAAUGGAGUUAUCGCAUAGUUUAACUUUAAACGAAGAAGCUCUAGCCCAGAUACCUCCCGCUAAGAGACCCGUUUUUAUAUUCGAAUGGCUUCGAUUUUUAGACAAAGUUUUAGUGGCGGCACAAAAGAACGACAUCAAAGGCUGUCAGAAGAAAUUAGUGGAACAACUAAUGAACCACAUUCAAGAAUCUCCGGGGCCUCCAACUCGCAAAUUAAUAGCUCGUUCUCUCGCCACCCUUUUUUCAGUUGGUGACACAUUUUUGCUUUUCGACACGGUGAAUAAAUGCAACGAUAUCUUGAAGAACAAAGACGACUCUCCGAGCUUCCUUCCGACGAGAUUGGCGGCGAUUUGUUGCGUAGGAACCAUGUAUGAGAAAUUGGGACGCAUGAUGGGUCGUUCGUACGAGGAAACCGUGCAAAUUCUGACGCGGUCACUCCGAAGUGCUGAGUCUCAAAUUCGAAUAGAAAUCAUGUUGACGCUGGAGAAGGUGUGCGCUGGUAUGGGUAGCGCGAUAUCGAAUGUUCACAAAGACAUUUAUAAAGCGGCGAGACACUGCUUGAUUGAUAGGGUGAUGGCGGUGAGAUGUGCUGCGACUAGGUGUCUUUUGGAAAUGUUAAACCAUGCACCCUUUCUCUACACUAGCGAAUUGGAGAGUUUAGCGACUUUGUGUUUUCGGGCUUUCGAUGGUUCCAACUACGAGGUGAGAUGUGCAGUCGCUAAACUCCUCGGUGCUUUAAUCGCCAUGACGCAAAACCAGAAACCCGAAAAGACAUGUAAGAAUAUCAUCGUACCCUCGCUCGCUUGCGAUAACAAUCGGAUUUCAGCGCAACUCAAGGGUUUGAAACUAGUUUCCCUAGACGAAGCUUUAGGUAUUCUAAUGUCAGGGUUCUUGCGCGGAGGUGUGGGUUUCCUCAAAGGAACCGGCGAGAUUAUCAAGGGUAGUUCCAGUGUCAACCGGGAGGUCCGAGUCGGAGUAACUCACGCGUAUGUUAUUUUCGUGCAAAUUCUGGGAAGCGUUUGGCUCGAAAGGAACAUCAAAGCUUUCCUUUCACACAUCUUGUACUUAGUGGCCAAUCCGAAAGCGGCUUCUUCGCAUGUCGAUGCCGUUUACUCAAGGAAGUGUAUAAAUUUUAUAUUGAGGAGCGUCUUGGGGAAAAUGCUGGGAGAGAAAGCACAAACGUCCGCUUGCAAAGAAAUCGCUCAGAUCAUUGUUAAAGAAAUGAACUCGAUCGAUUUUAAUCCCGAGAACGCUAAAGAUUUCAACCAAGAAACGCUUUUCAGUCAGCAUCUCCUAGUCUGUGCCUUGCAGGAAAUUGGUUGUUUAGUUUUAAGUUUAGGAACUACGGCGCACGAUCUUAUCACGGAUCAAACCCUAAAUUUAAUUGAUGCCACCGUCAGUGUUUUGAUCCAUCCUUGUCAAGCCGCCCGACUUGCGGCCGCUUGGUGUUUACGUUGCAUCUGCGUGGCUGUCCCCAGUCAAAUAACACCGUUGAUAGACCGUUGCGUUACCGGAAUCGAAGAAUAUAGAACGUCUCCGGAAGCUAUAGCCGGAUAUAGUGGCGCUUUAGCCGCAGUUCUUGGAGGGGUGAACCUUUCGCCGCUUGGUGUCCCUCACACUAAAGGCAAAAUCAUUUUCAAUACCGCGGAAGAGUUAUUACGAAGCGCGAGCCAAAAUAGUCGCUUGUCCCUCAACAGGACCCAAGCUGGAUGGCUUUUGAUUGGUGCUAUAAUGACGUUGGGGGUACCCGUCGUACGAGGAUUGUUACCACGGAUGCUACUCCUAUGGCGAAACUCAUUCCCCAGAUCUACGAAAGAACUGGACUCGGAAAAGGCUCGGGGAGACGCUUUUACGUGGCAAGUUACCCUAGAGGGACGAGCAGGGGCGCUCUCGGCCAUGCAUAGCUUCCUGCAACAUUGUCAUGAAUUGGUUACUGAUGACAUUAAUAGAAGGUUACUAGCUCCUAUAGAAUCUGCCUUAGCCAUGUUAACGAACAUAUCAACUAUAUUAAAGAGCUACGGCCAACAACUGAAGGCUCCGGCUGCCAUGGUACGCUUACGUUUAUACGAGACUCUUCUGUUGCUUCCACCACAAUCUUUCGAAAAUUCCUAUACUCAUCUCCUGAGGAUGUUAGUGGCCGAAUUCACUCUUACCGAGAACCAAGCGAACACAACCACGUCCCAAAUGCGAACUGUGUGCCAUGCCGACGAUUCCGUGAUUCUGGGAACGUGGCUACAAGAAACCGACCAUCGAACUAUCGAAGAUCAGAUGGAGCCUAAUCGAAGGGCUGACGGUGAACAUUUGCAGCCGAACAGCGCUGCCGGAUCGGGGGCCCUGGAACACGACCCGUGUUGCCUCUACCGCCAAAUCUCGAUGGUAUUCUUAGAACCCUUACGUCAUUCACAAACGAAAGGUAUUGUGUUACAGGGCGAGACAAUCCCAGGACCUUUACCGCUAGGGGUCGCCGUCAUCGACAUGUCCGUGCUUCUCUUCGGGCAAAUCUUCCCCAGGGUCGCGAAUAAACACCGCGUUCAAAUGAUAGACCACUUCGCCGAGUGUAUCAAACACGCCAAAAGCUCCCGCCAAGAGGCUGUUCAGAUGAAUGUUUUCACCGCAUUGUUGAGCGGCUUGAAAGGUUUGACGGAGGCGAAAAUGAGCAUCGGACAAGAAGAUGUCAAAAAAGCAGUGGCUAAUCUUAUAAUCGGGGCUUUGACUUCGCCGAACCCGAUUCUGCGGUGCGCGGCUGGUGAAGCUGUGGGUCGCAUGGCGCAAGUGGUGUCCGACCCGAAAUUCACAGCUGAGCUUGCGCAGACGAGCUUCGACCGACUUAAGUCAGCCCGGGAUGUAGCUAGUCGGACUGGACACUCUCUGGCUCUUGGGUGCCUGCACCGGUACGUCGGCGGAAUGGGUUCCAGUCAACACUUGAACACCAGCGUUUCUAUCCUUCUGGCACUAGCGCAAGAUCAAACGUCUCCGGUGGUACAAGUGUGGUCCUUGCACGCUCUAGCCCUAAUAGCGGAUUCCGGAGGUCCGAUGUUUCGGGGUUACGUGGAACCGAGUCUUUCUCUAGCGCUGAAACUACUACUAAACGUACCGCAGUCAUACAUAGACGUGCACCAAUGCAUCGGAAAGGUUCUAUCAGCGUUGAUUACUACAAUCGGACCGGAGCUACAAGGAAACACGUCUAGUAUAUGCAUGGCCCGAUCUUCGUUCUUAUGCGCUUGUGCGAUAAUGCAAGACCACCAAGAUCCUUUAGUGCAAGCGGAAGCCACUGGUUGUCUGCAACAACUACACUUGUUUGCUCCCCGCCAUGUUAAUUUGUCGUCGCUAGUGCCAACGUUAUGCCGGACGCUAUCCAGUAACCAUCUACUACUAAGAAAGGCGGCUAUCUCGUGUCUGCGUCAGUUAGCACAACGAGAAGCCAAAGAAGUAUGUGAACACGCAAUGACUUUUGCUAGUGAAAGUCGCGACAAUAACACAGUCGAGGGGUUACUCAUCACGGAAACCGGUCUUCCAGGGGUAUUUUUCAGUAUGCUUGACACAGAAACGGACGCCGCUUUGAUUAAGGAUAUCCACGACACGUUGAUUAGUAUGCUGCAGAUGCUAGCCGCCGAUAAUUUAUCCCAGUGGUUGGGUUUAUGCAAGGACGUUCUUACUAUAGCUACAGAUAGUACAAACAUGGAGGAUGGUCAGAGCGUGUCCACGAACGACGCAGACGAAAACGACGAACCCGAAGCGGACGACGACCAAGCCGAAUUCCACGCGGAAGAAGACUCAUCUACUCAUCCCGCGGUUCAACCAAGAUGGCCGACGCGCGUGUUUGCCGCUGAGUGCGUCCGCAAGAUAAUCACAGCGUGUGAAAGCAGCGGCAACAAAAUCACCCACUUCGACUUAAUACAAGCUAAAGAGAUGCAAUUAAACAAGGGGAAGACCGACUUUCUAGUUUUGCAUUUGUCGGAGUUGAUCCGGAUGGCGUUUAUUGCUGCUACUAGCGACUCGGAUCCGCUGCGAUUGGAAGGAUUAAAGACCCUCCAAGACAUAAUCGAGAAGUUCUCCAAAGUACCUGAGCCGGAAUUUCCCGGUCAUUUGCUACUAGAGCAAUUUCAAGCGCAAGUUGGGGCUGCUUUAAGACCGGCUUUCGCUCCGGAUACCUCUUCGCAUGUUACCGCAGCCGCAUGUGAGGUGUGCUCGACUUGGAUUGGCUCGAAUGUGGCGCGAGAUUUAAACGAUUUGCGUCGGGUGCAUCAGUUGUUGGUGUCGUCGUUGACUAAGUUGCAGAAUAAGACGAAUACGACGCAGUUGUAUAACGAGAGUUUGGCGACGUUGGAGAAGUUGGCGAUUUUGAAGGCUUGGGCGGAGGUGUAUAUUGUGGCUAUGAAGGGUAAUGAGAGUAAUACGGCGCUUGAAUUAGUGACGACUGUCAACGAUAACGAUGAUGAAUUCGGAGAUUUUGAGUAUAAGGGUGAGAACUUAUUAACGCUGGUUCAACCAGAACUAGUUAGUUUGUCUCGGCAUUGGUUGGCGGCUUUAAAAGAUCACGCUUUAUUGUCGCUGCCGGCGGAAUUCGCUAGUCAAUUACCGCACGAUGGAGGGGCUUUUUAUACAAAUGAUACUAUGGAGUCUUCAAGGCCGCAUUAUAUGGCUUCGUGGCCACCGAUUUUACACGCAGCUGCGUUGUGGCUUAAUUCGGGAGGUUUUGAUAAACUUUGCAGCGAAAGAGACAACAACGAUAAUGCCAAUAAUAAUGCUGUUGAUAGUUGUGGCGAUAAGUUCCAUCUCUUGUUCGGGAUUUGCAUGGAGGCCCUGUGUAGUCCCCGAUCGAUAGAACCCUUAGAAAGCAUAAUCACUUGUUUGAAAGCUUUAUAUACUUUGUUGGAUUCUACGUACGCUAGAGAGCUGAUCUUAGUUGAUAACUCUCUAGGGAUUGAGCUUUGUAACGUCUUACACCGCCUUAUUUUGACGAGAGAUAACCAUACAUGUCAGUUGUUAUGUAUGGAAGUUCUCAAACAAGUAAUUAAAGCGGCACAAGAGAAGCUAGAAAAGGAGAAAAAGAACAAACUUAACGAAAUUUCGAGCAACAACCAACAGGAAAGCUCGACUGCAGAUAUCGAUUUGUUGGGUGAAGGAGGUGAAUGCGGCGACAUUUUACCCGGCAAAUCUUUAGUUUUCUCGGUGCUAGAAGUAUGUUUGUGCCUCCUCGUCCGCCAAUUACCGUCUCUUAGCCCAUCACCAAACUCCACAAUAGUCAAUUCUUUGCGUAUCAUGCAAACACCAGACGAAUCAGGUCGUUUAAUCGCCGCUUCGUUAUCCUGUAUGGAAAACUUACACAAACUGUGCUCCCCACAAGGUGCCAUUUCUAUUCUACCCACAGUCCUAUAUCUAACAACCGGAGUAAUCAAAGAAAUGGCCACUAAAAACAUUAACGACGUCACAAUCCUCGCCAACAAUGCAUCCGUUCAAGCUGCACUACACUGCUUGAAAAUCCUAGCAACCGACCGAUAUUGCAACGACCCAAGAAGCUGUGAUACUUGGCAAAAGCUCCUACAAAGCGCUCUUGCUAAAAUCAUCGAUUUAGCGAAAACCGGAAGCGACGAAACCAAAUUAGACGAAGUCACAAUGAUGUUGGCUAUCGCCGUCUUUGUCUUGCACGCACCUUCAAGAGUAGUCACUGCACCGAACUUGCAAUACCCGUGUAUAAAUCACUUCAGGCAGUGUUUGCAAAACUCCAAUUCCACGGUGAGGUUGAAAUGUGUGCAAACUUUGAAGUCCUUAUUUUCGCAUCCGGACCGAGCCGUCGCUACACCUUACAUUCACACGCUGGCACCACGACUCGUAGAAUUUUUGUACUCGGACGCCGCGAGGAAUAUUUUUUCGGAUGGAGAGCUUUUAGUUACCUUAGAAACUAUAGUUGCCGUGGAAUCGCUGAUUGAGUUAGCGGAACCACAAAAUCGAGAUAUAAUGCAAGGAAUUCAAAUGCUCACACUGUUGGUUCCAAUAUUGAUUAGUUAUUUACUGGAAGGUCAAGCACUGAGGUCAGCGAAUAAAUACUCAUUAAAUCUCCACGAAAUCAGUUUACAAAGGCUAAUGAAAAUUGGACCAAAGUAUCCCCAGGAAUUCAAGAAAUUGAUGAGCCAAACUAGUGAUCUUCGAACGAAAUUAGAAAGUGCUAUUAGAUCCAAACAACAAAAUCACAUAAAAAUCAAGAAUGGAGUGAACGUGAAUAAACCAAUAGCGAAUCAUCAUCCUUCGAUUAAGUUGAAGACCGACUUUAGUAACUUUUCUUAAAUUGCUUUCAAUAUUUUACUUAAAAUAUGUGAUUCCGAAAGUUGCAAUUUGUUUUUUACUUCCAUAUUGAGCUUUUAAUAUAUUAAUUUUUUAUUUAUUUUGAUAUUUAUUGAUUGAUAUGUAACUAAAUGUUUAGAUUAUUGUAGACAUCCUAAGUGUUCUAUUUAUCAUAGAUGUCGCAAUUGAACGACUGAAAUGUUUAGAUGCAGAGACCAACUUAUUUAUAAAAUUCCUAUACGAUUCAAUUGAUUUCUACAAGUACACUGUAGAAUAGGUGAAUGUACUGAAAUGGUAAAAUAGAACAAAGGCAAAAGUAUUUA
Messenger RNA from Zophobas morio, 6767 nucleotides. RefSeq names its product HEAT repeat-containing protein 5B. Gene Ontology annotation, biological process: endocytosis; intracellular protein localization; retrograde transport, endosome to Golgi. The coding region runs from base 166 to 6447 and encodes 2093 amino acids. The record is from RefSeq and is a predicted model, not a curated record. NCBI's taxonomy places the organism in Eukaryota, Metazoa, Arthropoda, Insecta, Coleoptera, Tenebrionidae. Gene Ontology annotation, cellular component: membrane; Golgi apparatus; endocytic vesicle. The transcript is spliced from 17 exons.